This is a messenger RNA of Monodelphis domestica (gray short-tailed opossum), 3748 nucleotides long. NCBI's taxonomy places the organism in Eukaryota, Metazoa, Chordata, Mammalia, Didelphimorphia, Didelphidae. The record is from RefSeq and is a predicted model, not a curated record.
AUCGGGAGGAGAAGAGGGAGAUCUGAGCGGCACUGCGGCGGUGGCGGCGGCGGACAGCGGACAGCGGACAGCGGAGAGCGGUAGACUCCUAGACAGUGGGGAGGAAAGGUGAUCAUGGAAAAUCUUGAGGAAAAUACUGCUGUCCUUUCUAGCUUGAGGACUUUGAAAGACUUCAUUUCAAAACCAGAUGUGGAGGGUGGAUCUAGCCUGAAUGUGCAGUAUCAGCAGAGCAUGCAAUUGGAAGAAAGAGCUGAGCAGAUUCGUUCAAAGUCUCACCUUAUCCAGGUAGAACGGGAGAAGAUACAGAUGGAGUUGAGCCAUAAAAGGGCUAGAGUUGAACUUGAGAAGGCAGCAACAACUAAUGCCAGGAAUUAUGAGAGAGAAGCUGACCGCAACCAGGAGCUCCUGACCCGUAUCAAACAGCUUCACGAGAGACAAGUAGAAAUGGAGAAUAAAUUGAAGGAACAGGCUGAAAUCAACAGGUCUUGUAAACAGAAUCUGGACACUGCAAAUAAGAAGCUUCAGGAGAAAGAGAACAAGUUAGCUGAAGCUAAUGAGACCAUCAGUGAAUUAAAGGGGAAAAUUUCUGAGUUGCAGUGGAAUAUAAUGAACCAGGAGAUGCAAGUGAAGAAUUUGGAAUCCCAGAAGCAGGAGCUGAUGGAGCAGUUAGAUGUGCAGAACAAAAAAUGUCAGGAAACCAACCAGAGAGUCCAGGAGCUCCAAGCAAAUCAGUGUCUUAUUGUUGACAAUGAACAGAAAAUCAAAGAACUAGAGCAGAAGCUGUCUCUGCAGGAGCAGGAUGCUGCCAUUGUGAAGAACAUGAAGUCAGAACUUGUACGUUUCCCAAAGAUGGAGAGAGAAGUAAAACAACUAAGGGAGGAAAAUGCCUACCUGAGAGAAAUGAAAGAGAACAGUGGCUUGUUGAAAGAAGAAGUAGAAGGACUUCAGAGAAAACUGGAACGUCAUGAGAAGCUACAGGAAGAUAUGGUGGCCUUGGAAUUAGAGAAGGAGAAACUACUGGAAAAGCUGAAAAGUUGGGAAAGAAUGGACCAAAGUAUGGGCUUAAAUAUCAGGACCCCUGAAGAUCUCUCCAACUACAUUGUGGCUCUGCAACAGAGGGAGCUUGAAUUGACAGACAAAAGCACCAGCAUCACAAGCAGUGCUCGCAUAUUGGAAAAGAUGCGUCAGCAGCUACAAGAAGAUUUACUUAAGGUCCAGAGUCAACUGGUAGAGGAAAGGAAGAAGCGGGAGUACAACGAAGGCCUGGCUCGGCGUCUUCAGAAGCGAGUUUUCCUUUUGACAAAGGAGCGAGAUGUAAUGAGAUCUAUCUUGAACUCCUUUGAAAAUGAUCUGUCUCCAGCAGAGCACUCUCCCCAGUUGACCCUUCAAGUCCGUGAAGCUGAGGACAUGGUGCAGAAUUUGCAUGCUCAUUCUGCUGAGAUGGAGGUUCAACUAUCUCAAGCCCUAGAAGAAUUAGGGGAACAGAAAGGAAGAGCUGACAUGCUGGAGGUGGAGCUAAAAAUCUUGAAAUCUCAGACCGGUUCAGUUGAUCAGAUCUUGUUUGUGUCCAAUGAUGAGUUGAACGCCCUCAGGUUAAAGGUUGAGGAGCUGGUAACCGCACGAAAUAAGUUAGAAGAGGAGAAGAAAAAUCUUGAGAUGCAGCUUGAGCAAUUGACCCUCCAGGGUUACUAUGACCAGAGCAAAACAAAAGUAAUCCACUUGAGUAAGAAUCCAGCCAGCCUUGCCAAAGGACAACUCAAGAUGGAGCAGCAGCAGCUGCAGGAAGAGUGCCAGCAACUCCAGGAGCUGGUCCGGGUCCUAGAAGGAGGUGGCGCCAUUCCCAACAAAUUGGAAGGUGUUGGAUGUUUGCAGCCUUCACAGGAGAUUUCAGAUCUGAAGAAGCAAUUGGAAAGUGCUGAACUGAAAAAUCAACGCCUAAAGGAAGUUUUCCAGACCAAGAUCCAAGAAUUCCGUAAAGUCUGCUAUACCCUGACAGGCUACCGUAUAGACUUCACCACUGAGAACCAGUACCGUCUUACCUCUAUGUAUGCAGAGCACAAAUCAGACUGUCUCAUUUUUAAGGCCUCAAGUCCCUCAAGAACCAAGAUGCAACUUCUGGAGACAGAGUUCUCUCGCACCAUCCCUGAGCUCAUCGACCUCCACCUGCUGCAGCAGGACAGCAUCCCUGUGUUCCUCAGCUCAGUGACCCUUGACCUCUUCAGCCGCCAGACAAUCACCUAAGCCAGGCUGCCUUAUUGGGAUUCCAGUGCCUUAAGCAGAGUCCACGAGAGCUUGAAGCUACCCUUAUCCCCCCCCAAAGGUUUAAAGUAUCCCCCAUUUUCACAUUGCUUUGAUUGAAAAGGAUACGAAGAGAGCAGGUGACCUUGCUUUUUAGAUUCCAUUUGUCUCACCCCUCACUGAUGUCCCAAACAUCCUCUCCUGUCCCAUCUGACCUAAUCCUGUCACCUGGCUUUUGAUAUCUGUAGAUCACCAUCUGUCGCUUCCCCAGAUAUUACCACAGAGCAGUGCAUGCUGCUCUCUCCAGGGCCUCCUCUUUCCUGGGUUGUAUCCCUUAGUCCCCGCAGAUGGUGACAGCCCCAGAAACUCAUUGAUAGCAUCCAGGAGCCCAUUCCUCAGGGAGCCCCCAUUAGGGGCACCAGCAGCCCCCAAAAGUUAAACCACUUGUAAGAACUGAUCAACCUCGAGGAAGGUGACCUCAGGGCCUUAACUUUGUUUUCUUUGAGGUGACACCUUAUCAAGACCCUCAAAUCCAUUCCUUAUCCAUGGCUGUCUCCUCUUCUCACUUCAACGUGCCUUAUAGACCAAGCUUAGAUCUCACUGGACAUCUUAUCCUGUGUGGUCUUCAAGACAGACUCCUAGAAGUGAGAGGGGGCGGUUAAGGGGUCAAGUGAUUGCCAUGGGACCCUGUGGGCCUGCCCCCUGCCUUUCUUCCCCUCCCCCCAUAACUGCAGGCCCAUCCCCCCUUCCCCCCAGGACCUGCCUCCUCUAUCAGCACAGCUUGGGAAUCUGGGAAACAUUAUCUACUGAUGAGGCAUUUGUUUAUCUUUGCACAAUAAAGUUUCCUUCCACCUCCUAAAAAAAAAAAAAAGAUACAUCAGUGACUAUUUUCUGUAAAGAGGAUAAGCUAGAAUCCUUUUGUUAAAAUAGAAAAAAUAAGAAGAGUAAGUUGCAAAAGAUAUAGACUGCAAAGCAAGUGGCUCAUGGAUGGAACUCAAGGAAAAAGAGUUCCAAAGGAAUGUCAGGACAAAAUAAAGAGAGGACUUGAAGCCAGGAGGGUGAAGAUGGGUUCCUUUUUCUUUGGAACUUGGAGGGAGCACUUCCUAUGAGAUAUAACUGACCUCCCUUAGAGGAGCAGUUUUGACCCGACAGUUGAGGCCCUAUGGCCAGCUUUCCAGCUUCUGGAUCUAUACUUCCAUCUACUUCUACCUCUUUUGUUCCUGUUCUGCAGUUUAAGAUACACGUGUGUCCUGUGAGAAAAGCCAUCCUGAAGAUUGACUUGAUUCUGUGUUCAUAGAAAUCUACAACCUGAAGGCUAUGGGCCUAGGUUGACUCAGCCAUUCAGUCAAUCCUUAUCCAAUAAACUUGAACUAUCCUAUUUUUACCAAAGACUGUUUUGAGAGUGGCAAAAGGGAGGGAAGCUAGAUUUAGGGAAUUUUAGGGUACAGAAGAACAGGUCAGGUUGCUAGAUAGCAGCAAGAACAGAAGGCAGAUUCCUGCGAAACUCUUA